Messenger RNA from Agrilus planipennis (emerald ash borer), 1804 nucleotides. Its product is annotated as monocarboxylate transporter 9-like. Lineage: Eukaryota; Metazoa; Arthropoda; Insecta; Coleoptera; Buprestidae. The transcript is spliced from 7 exons. Gene Ontology annotation, molecular function: monocarboxylic acid transmembrane transporter activity. The record is from RefSeq and is a predicted model, not a curated record. The coding region runs from base 122 to 1522 and encodes 466 amino acids. Gene Ontology annotation, biological process: transmembrane transport; monocarboxylic acid transport.
UCAUAGGAUCGACGCAGAUUUAUUAUUAACAAUAGAACAAAAAGUUGUACGAUCAGAUGGUUAGUUGGAGUGCUUUCGACUAGUGAUGAUACCGAACGACACUUUUUUUUUGAAAUAGAAUAUGCCUCCAGACGGCGGUUGGGGAUGGGUCAUUGUUUUGGCAAUGUCAAUAAAUAACCUCUUGACAAUACCCAUGAUGCAAAUAUUUGGAUUUGUUUUUGGUGAUAAAUUACACGACAUUGGUUUAUCUGCCAUUAAUAUAUCCGUCAUCACCAACACAAGUCAGGCGUUUGGCCUACUUCUGGGUUUUAUUAACGGAGCCUUACUUAAAAAGCUAGGCUAUAGGAAAGUUGCUUUCGCAUCUGCUUUCUUUAUAUUUAUAGGAUUUUUCACAACUGCCUUUGCAAACAGCUUCACAACGUUCCUUAUUACUUAUGGAUUAAUUUAUUCUACUGGAACUGGAAUGGCUAAAUCGGCCUAUUUUGUGGCACUUAAUACUUUCUUUUUAAAGCAACGUAGUAAAGCUUUGGCCUUAUCAUUUACCAUUUCCUCGUUAGGGCCAAUAUUACUUCCACAACUUGUACCCUACUUAUUAUACAGUUAUGGUUUAAAAGGGACUGCAUUGAUUCUGGCAGCAAUUCUUAGUCAUACAUUCGUGGCAGCGUUACUUUUACAGCCAAUUGAAAAACAUGAAAAAAUGGACCCAGAAGAUGAUACUGUAAACGCAUACCACAAGGAAAUUAUAACAAAGUCAUCUGAUGUCACAGAUAUAAAACCAUCGUUUUAUGAUUUCGGUAGUACAGAUGAUUUGGAUAUUAUAAACAGAAGUACUUUAUCUUUAUAUACCGAAAGAAGACCAACGAAAAGAAGAUUUUCGAACAAAAUGUACACUUCAUUAAUAUCUUUUUCUGAAGACACCCCGGAUAAACCUGUCUCAGUUGAUAAUAAUAUAAUUAAAUUGGGAAUUGAAGAUGAUUUGAAUGCGAAGGAAAACCACCUAAUAAACCGAAAGAAAAUUUUCGAAUUUUUUAAAAGCGCUUCCAAGCUAUUCGAAUUAUCAUUAAUCGUUGAUCCGAUUUUUAUUAACAUCAUAAUAGGAAUUUCGUUGGCAAUGUUUGUGGAUUUAAAUUUUGCCAUAUUAACUGCUUUGAUGUUAACUGACUUCGGACUAGAGAAAAAUCAGAUAGCCACGUUUAUGUCUGUUCAGUCAUCUGCAGAGCUGAUUUUUAGAUUCGCUGCGCCCUACGUUGGAUGCUGUUUAAGCGAUUCUCCUAGAAUAUUGUAUAUGAUUUGUCUAAUCUUCUUAUCCAUAAGCAGAUUUUUAUUCGUAUGGGUGCAGGGAUUUACACUUUUGCUUGUAUCUGCUGUUUGUAUGGGAAUAUUUAGAGGAUUAAGAACAAUCUACAUGAAUCUUGUAAUUCCAUCGUAUGUUCCUCUCGAAAAAUUACCUGGCGCAUCAGGAAUUCAACUGUUUUUAAAUGGAAUAAUGUUUCUAGUUGGCGGUCCCAUUUUAGGUAUCUGAUUUGUAAAGGACGUUACUGGUUCGUACAGAGGAUGUGUUAUUUUGAUGAACUGUCUAAUGCUUCUCGGUGUUUUUAUGUGGGCCAUAGAAAUGAUGAUUGUUAAAAACAAAAAGAAGACAGUGGAUCAAACAUAAAGUUGUUCAUUUGUUUCGAAAUAGGAAAACAGAAUUUGAUGCAAAUAAGACACAGAAAUUAUAUGUACAAUAAUAGAUACGCGCUUCUGCAACAUCUGUGAUAAUUGAGAUAAUAAAAUAAAUAUAAUUUCUAUAAUGUAUUUUUAA